AUAUGUAUGCAUUGGGAAAGGGAUCGGAGUUUGGUAUCAUUUCAAGGCUAACCUACUAUUCCUUCAAAUAAACAAAACUGACUGUCAUUUAAAGUGAAAACUCGUAUAGUAUUUGAAUCAAACAUUCAUUCAGUGUUUUGUCGUUAAUUCACUGAAUAUUAAAAAGUGGUAUUUUUUGUUGUUGUUAUUGUUUUCGCCGAUCGAUAUAAUAAACUAAAUAAAAAUGUCUUCAGUCGGCGAUGCAAUUGACACCAAUUGUAUGACAUUAACGCGCUUUAUGUUGACUGAACAGCGCAAGAGAGAUGACGCGACCGGAGAGUUGACCACUUUGUUGAACGCCAUCUGCACUUCGGUCAAAGCGGUCGGAUCGGCCGUCAGAAGGGCCGGUAUCGCUAAAUUAUAUGGUAUCGCCGGUAACACCAAUGUCCAGGGAGAGGACCAGAAAAAAUUGGAUGUAUUGGCCAAUGAUUUGUUUAUAAAUAUGUUGCGGUCAUCCUAUACGACAUGUCUGUUAAUAUCGGAAGAGAACGAUACAGUGGUUGAGAUCGAACCCGAAAAGGCCGGUAAAUAUGUGGUGGCAUUUGAUCCGUUAGACGGAUCAUCUAAUAUCGAUUGUCUCGUUUCUAUCGGAUCUAUAUUUGCCAUCUAUCGAAAAGAAGAAAUUAAUGGAAAGAUUGGCGUCAAAAGUGGUCGAUCUAUAGUGGCCGCCGGUUACUCAUUAUAUGGUAGCGCAACGGCUAUAGUGUUAAGCAUAGACGGUUCGGUCAAUGAAUUUACUUAUGAUCCGACAAUCGGUGAAUUUAUAUUAACUGAUCCCAAUAUGAGAGUACCACAAAAGGGAAAGAUCUAUAGCAUUAAUGAAGGUUAUGAGUCUCAAUGGGAUGAUGUGGUCAAAGAGUAUGUCCGCAGCAAAAAGUAUCCCAAAUCGGGAAAACCUUAUUCGGCCCGUUAUGUCGGCUCAAUGGUGGCCGAUGUUCACCGAACCAUCAAAUAUGGCGGUGUAUUCUUAUAUCCGGCGACCAGUGAUGCCAAAAGUGGAAAAUUAAGACUUCUUUAUGAAGGCAAUCCUAUGGCUCAUAUUAUUGAAGCGGCGGGCGGUGUGGCGUCCAAUGGUAAGAUUCCUAUACUGGAUAUUGAGCCCAAACAGAUCCACGAAAGGACACCAGUAUUCUUGGGAUCCAAGGAUGACGUCAAUGAGAUUCUUGACGCGUAUAAGAAAAAGUGAUUAUUCAAUAAAUCAUUGAUAGAAAAAUAUAUAUUUUUUAGAUGUCAAACAAUUGUGUGUUUUAUUAAUAUUCUUAAUAUUAGAAAAUUUACUUUAAAUUUCAUGUUUAAAUGAAAAUAUUUUUUAUAUACAUAAUUUGUUUUUAUAAUUCCCUGAAUU
Oppia nitens is the source of this 1384-nucleotide messenger RNA. It is a transcript of the gene fbp, whose product is annotated as fructose-1,6-bisphosphatase 1-like. NCBI's taxonomy places the organism in Eukaryota, Metazoa, Arthropoda, Arachnida, Sarcoptiformes, Oppiidae. Gene Ontology annotation, molecular function: fructose 1,6-bisphosphate 1-phosphatase activity. Gene Ontology annotation, cellular component: cytosol; cytoplasm. The record is from RefSeq and is a predicted model, not a curated record. The transcript has 6 exons. Gene Ontology annotation, biological process: fructose metabolic process; fructose 6-phosphate metabolic process; gluconeogenesis. The coding region runs from base 224 to 1225 and encodes 333 amino acids.